Messenger RNA from Culex quinquefasciatus (southern house mosquito), 835 nucleotides. Its product is annotated as adult-specific cuticular protein ACP-20-like. Lineage: Eukaryota; Metazoa; Arthropoda; Insecta; Diptera; Culicidae. The record is from RefSeq and is a predicted model, not a curated record. Gene Ontology annotation, cellular component: extracellular matrix. The transcript is spliced from 3 exons. Bases 350 to 835 code for a protein of 161 amino acids.
GAUCAGUCAAUCGAUCGGAACACUUUCGGCACCCUUUCGAUGGAUUCCCACGAAGCGCAGCCACGCCUUAUGAUGGUUAAUUUGAUUAGGUUUUGCACACCGGAUCCACGCGAACUUGGUCAAGCGGUUUCGCUUCACUGGAUUCGGCACCGAACAUUUCCUUCGCGCUAGCGAUCGCAUGCUAAGGGCGUCGAUCGAGCAUUAAAGCGGUCGAUUGAUUUAUUCAAAAACGAACUUCAAACUUUUAGAACUUAAUCGAUAAGUUGCUAAGCAGUAGAGUAUAAAUACACUGAUAAUCCGACAGAACGGUAUCAGUUGUCCAACGCCGUCCAAAGCAACCAAAUAAACCAUGUUUAAGUUUGCGAUCGUCAGUAUUGCCCUGGUGGGAGCGGCUCUUGCGCUGCCCUACGAGCAUCACGGAUACAUCAACGAGGUCAAGCACAUCCCGUACAAGUACUACGGUGGCAUGGAAGGAGGUGGUAUUGGCGGAGGAUUUGGAGGAAGUCAGGGUGGCUACAAGGAGGAGAGCGGUCUGGAUUACUACUCGUACCCGAAGUACAAGUUCGAGUACGGAGUGAAGGACUACCAUACCGGAGAUCACAAGAGCCAGUGGGAGAUGCGUGAUGGAGAUGUUGUCAAGGGAGAAUACACUCUGGACGAGGCCGAUGGAACGAAGCGUAUCGUGGAGUACUACGCCGACAGCAAGACUGGUUUCGAGGCCAAGGUUAAGAACAUCGGACACGCCAUCGAGGGAAGUAUGGGAGGACAGGAAGGCGGAAUCGGUGGCGGAUACGGCCACGGAUACAGCUACAGCAAGCUGAAGAAGUACAACUAA